AUGACCGACUUGCUGCAGCUCCUACCGGACUUCCCCGUUAGGCAAUUUUCUGGACUUGUGCAGAGUCUGGAACGACAUCAGAUAUCUACCACCGAACUUCUGACUUUGGAUGUUGUCGACAUCGGCAAACGCACCCAACUGCCGCUGCUCGAUAUUAAGAGACUCUGUGCAGCUGUUGUCGACGCCCUUCAUCGCGACUUCAGCCCCUCUAACCGUCAGCCAGGUGACAACCCGCCUCUGAAGCGUUCGCUUACAGACCUGGAAAACCAAUGGUCCACUAUCAGCACCCUCGACGAUGACCUAGACCGGGCUCUAGGGGGAGGAGUCCCGACUGGUUAUGUGACGGAGAUUACUGGAGAAAGCGGCGCCGGGAAAACGCAGUUUCUCCUGUCAUUGCUGCUUGCCGUUCAACUGCCACCGCCGUAUGGACUAGGUCGCCCUGCUUUGUACAUCACGACAGAGGCCCAGCUGUCUACAAGACGGCUGUCACAAAUGCUGUCAGCCAAUCCGCGGCUAGCAGAUCUUCCGCUGGAGCAGCGGCCGACGUUUGACGCCAUCUCGAGCACUUCUACGCCUGAUCUAGAGUCGCAGGAGCACAUCCUCCAAUUUCAAGUUCCCGUGGAGGUAGAGAGACGUAACAUCGGCCUCAUCGUUCUCGAUUCUGUGGCAUCCAACUACCGUGCAGAAUUUGACCGAGGCGCAAUCAGCAACCAGGGAUUGAAUAUGGGGACCCGCAGCAACGAACUGACGCGACUGGGCGCUCUGCUUAGAGAGCUGGCGCAGAAGUACAAUCUAGCUGUCGUGGUGUCCAACCAGGUCGCGGAUCGAUUCUCCAGCCCGCUCGCAAUUUCUAGAAUGCCACCGCCUAGCAGUCAUGUGGGGUUUACCCAGGAGAGCCCUUUGGCAUCAAGAAGUAGAGGACCGCUUAUUUUCUCUCCCUCGGCCGUUGAACCCUCUUCAUCCAUGGCCGAGCAGUUGCGCUCCAGUAUGCCUGAACCUCCCGGCUUGGACGAUUUUGGCCCACCAGCGCCGCCCGCUUUGGCAUUGGACCACCAACAACGAUGGUUUACAGGUUGGGGCGAUGACCCUUUUGCUGAUUAUGGACUCAAGACGCCAAGUCUUGGUUUAGUGUGGUCUACUCAGAUUGCAUGUCGCAUCGCGCUUUUCAAAAAGCCAGUUUAUGGAGUACAUCGACAUGUGAAUGAUGAGGCCGACGACCGGGGCAUGCCAGCGCUCAAGAACUGGCGUCGAUGGAUGAAAGUUGUCUUCGCUCCGCAUGCCAAAGCGACAGGACAUGGCGUGGACGGUGCUGUUGAGUUCGCGGUGACCAUGGCCGGUUUGAAGGCCAUCCCAAAGAAGACCUCUAGAGUGCAGCGUUUGGCAGAGGUGUUUCACACAAUAUCAACAAGGGAGACUCUGGAUCCUGAUAUUAAGGACUACAACGCAGCCCCAGCAGGUGCUUACAAAAUCCGCACGAUAGAGCUCGAUGGAAAGACGGUGAAGCUGCAGAUCUGGGAUACUGCUGGCCAGGAGCGUUUCCGCACCAUCACCUCUUCCUACUACCGUGGUGCCCACGGCAUCUGUGUCGUCUACGAUGUCACCGACAUGGACUCUUUCAACAACGUCAAGCAGUGGCUGCAGGAGAUUGACAGAUAUGCCACCGAGGGCGUCAACAAGCUGCUCGUCGGCAACAAGAGCGAUAUGUCUGACAAGAAGGUUGUCGAGUACACUGUUGCCAAGGAGUUCGCCGACAGCUUGGGCAUUCCAUUCCUCGAGACUUCUGCCAAGAACGCCAGCAACGUCGAGCAGGCUUUCCUGACCAUGGCCCGCCAGAUCAAGGAGCGCAUGGGCAGCACGACCGCGAACAACACGAAACCCAGCGUGCAGGUUGGGCCCGGCCACGGCGUCUCCUCGAACUCGGGCGGCGGCUGCUGCUAA
Messenger RNA from Colletotrichum truncatum, 1938 nucleotides. RefSeq names its product GTP-binding protein ypt1. Gene Ontology annotation, molecular function: GTP binding; GTPase activity. Gene Ontology annotation, biological process: vesicle-mediated transport. Lineage: Eukaryota; Fungi; Ascomycota; Sordariomycetes; Glomerellales; Glomerellaceae. The record is from RefSeq and is a predicted model, not a curated record.